This is a messenger RNA of Paramecium tetraurelia, 1239 nucleotides long. RefSeq lists its product as uncharacterized. Lineage: Eukaryota; Ciliophora; Oligohymenophorea; Peniculida; Parameciidae. The record is from RefSeq and is a predicted model, not a curated record. Gene Ontology annotation, molecular function: protein binding. The transcript has 3 exons.
AUGAAAAAGGAGUCAACGUAUAUGUAUGCAAAAAAAUUUUGUGGGUAUUGGAGGGUAGGAGUGCUUUUGUAAUUUGUUGAGCUGAAAUUAGAAUGCCCUUCAAAUUGUGUGAAUUGCGAUCUUCAUGAUCCAUCUAAGUGCAAAAGUUGUGGGAACGAGGAUCUUACUCAUAGAGUUCUAGACAUUAACUAAGCUUGCAUAUGUUAAUCAGGGUAUACAGAAGUUUAGUACACAUAUAAUUGUUAAGACAUGCAAUUUAAUGAAUAAAUUCUCUAAUUUCAAUAUAUUUUAUCAUUAGAAGAAUAUGUAAAUAGAUUAUCAAAUCGAUGUUGCAAAUAAUAAGUAUUAUCAUAUUGUUAUAAUUAUAAUGUCAAUUAAAUAUUGAUUUCAAUAAAAAAUACAUCGAUAAAUAUGCAAAAUAAGAUAUCAUGUCUGUAAGAAGAAUUCAAUUUAGGUUUACAAUAGAAAUAAUAGUUUACUUAUGACGUUUUAGAAUAUGCACAAUUAAUUUAGAGCUAAUAAUGUAAUUUCUUAGCAUUUGAUAAUACUUCAACUAAGAUUCUGGCUAGUUUUGGAUUAAUUCUCAAGGCUUACUUGUUUAUUAAAGAAGAAUUAAUAUUUAUCUCUCUAUUUUAAAUUACUAAAUCCAGAGUCACUUUCAUAGAAUCUUUGAAGUAAUGUAAUUUAUUUUUAUUUGCAAUGUUUAAUGGAUAAAUAUAAGUAUCAAGCAGUGUUGGUAUGAAUAAUGGAAAAUACAUUUAAAAAUUAAGAGAUCACAGAUCACCAAUUUAUAACUUACAAUCAAACAAAAAUUCAGAUUCUAUAAUUUCAUGUGAUGAUUGGAAAGUAUCGUUUUUCAUAAAAUAAAGCUAAUUGUAAUCUGUAUUCUCUUAUACCAAUAACAUCAGGAUAUGUGCUGUAAGUCUCAAUGAAAUAGGGGAUAAAUUAAUAAUCUCAGAUUACAAUAAAUGUAUAGUUGCAUUGGUCAAGAGAGAAACUGAUUGGAUUAAACUUUACAAUUUCCAUUUAGGUAAAUUAGGACCUGGAAUAAGCUUUAUUGGAAUUGAUUCAUUUAUAAUUUAAGAAGCAUUCAAAACCUUAGGGGCCAAGAGUUUAUUAGAUAAAGAGAACUCAAAAUUUAAAGUUAUGGGAACUGGGGUUCAAGGAAAUUCAAUCAAAGGUAUAUUAAAGAUAAAUAAAUACUCAUAAAUAAAGAUGGAAUAUCAAUAAAUUUUAUGA